CUAUAAAGUAUGCUCGUUCAACCAAGUGUCUUCUGCCAUCGAAGUCAAAGGCGCGAGUCGGUUUAAUCACUACCAGAGUCCUUACAGGUCUUUUCUAAUUCUCACUUGACAAAGUCCAAGCCGAAAGUCGGAUCCACCAUCGAGUCAUCAUAAAUGCAGGCAAUUCUAUCUCUGCUGCCAUUAGCAGACUUAUUGUGCAUGAAGAAUGAAGCACAAAGAAUUCUUGGCUACAGAUUUCAGGUUGCUGAUUCUCUUCUAACCGAGGCUCUCACCGCACCCGGCGCCGAAGGCGAAGGCUUUCAAGGAAAUCGAUGGUUAGCAGACUUCGGAAUUGAUACAAUUCGUUCCUGCGUCACCUUCGAUAGCUUUCAGAGAAAAGAGAUGAAACCGAAGGACACUGCCAGCUUGAAGCAACAGAUUUGUAGCUACUCUUAUCUCAGAGCAGUGGCUGAGCGCACGGCCUUUGACAGGUGCAUCAUAUAUAAUCCCCGCUCAGGACGAGGUAAGGAUGUUGUUGUUGGAAAGGCUCUUGCAGCAGCCAUUGGUGCCGCGCAUUUGGACAAUGGGAAAGAUUAUGAAAGAACGCUGAAGAUCAUACACCAUUUGGGACUGAUGAAUGAUGACAAGAAUGGUAUUGAUCCUAAACUUGUCCAGUUGGAAAUUCCAUCAGAGCUGGAUGCUAUUGGCAUGCCGGACGCAAUGGCUGAGAUCGGGAUGGAAAUUGAUGACUCUUGGCCCAGGUCCAUCAGUGGUCAUGACUAUGAGCUAAGUGCUUCCGUUAUCAUGGGAGCUGGAGAUGAUCAGUCUUUGCCUGAUACCCCAGCUAUACAAGCUCAAGAGACUCCCAGUGCAGAGGUUUCACACCUUUCAAGUAGCAGAGGAAAAGAAAACGUGCCUCAAGAUUUCAGCACUGAUAUGCCGACGAUUAGAACCUCGCAAAGGGAAGAUAGUCGUCUGACAACCUACUUGCAAUGCGAGGAAAGGAGAUGCGCGGCUCACCGCUUGCCUUUGCCGACUGAAACCUAUUAUACCAAAGAUAUCCAAGCAGAUAUAGAGAGCCGUGCUGGUCCUCGCAAUCUAGCAAUCUGUCAAAGAUUACUUUUGUGUGUUGGAGGCGCGGAAUCUCUAAUCCAACUACAAGAGGCGAUCAAGUCUUGGCGCGCAGGAACAACCACAAGCCUAGUGCGUCCCCUGCAGACGUUGACAGAGAGUGAGCUUUUCAGACUGAUUGAGAUUAACGCACAAAAUAUCUGCUAUCAGCUGAUACAGCGAAGAUACUACAUCUGGGCACUCUUCCUGAAGAGCGGCGGAGCCGACGUGCCAUCUAGUACGGGAUUUGUGGCUUACAAUACAGAAGGCGUCAGUAGAAAGCCAGGCAAUCCUGUGCAUAGCAUGGACACUGCUGUAUCCAAGAGAAUACUUCAGGAGGUGGCGCCGUCGCUCGAUGAAAUGUCUCCGGAAUACAGGCGCAAACUCGAUAGUAUUAAAGUACUUCGAGCUCUGGGCAGGAAGUACUACACGUUGACCUCUAAUUUCGGACCAGGAAUAUUAGCCUUAAUACCAUCAACCGAUCAACUUGGGGGAAACAAUGUGACGAUUUCAGGUUCCGAUAUCUCCCGGAUGCCAAAUUUUCUUUUCAACAGGAUGUUGAGCAUAAUGAAAAGGACGCAGGAAUCGGCGCUGAAGGACCUCAGUCAAGUGAUUUGGGACACAUUGGAAGGCAUGCUAAAUCAUUCGGGAACCCCAGGGAAAAGACUUUGGUUGGAGGAUCUAGAGAGCAGUGACAUACUGAGAUUUCCGAAAAACUCGUCGAUCCUAAGGCGACUCUUUGACGGUUCCUCAGAUAUUCGCGCCGGGCUUUAAUAAUCCGAGCGAUGUAUAUCAUGGCUGUUUACGAAAAUCCAGGUUCCAGAGAGGUCAGGUCUCAUAGUGAGCAUCAAUAUGAAUUGAUGCUCAGUCAGGUUGAUUAUGAUCAUACCAGGUUCGUAGUACCACCAUGGAGCGAAUGGGAUAUGUGAAAGAGAUAUUUCUCCUGGAAUACUUGUGCAAAAGACGGAGAAAAAGAGGUGAAGAUCUAGGAUUUUUGGAGUAAUGCACUCUACAAUAUUGCUGCG
Messenger RNA from Aspergillus homomorphus CBS 101889, 2114 nucleotides. RefSeq lists its product as uncharacterized. The transcript has 4 exons. Gene Ontology annotation, molecular function: ribonuclease III activity. NCBI's taxonomy places the organism in Eukaryota, Fungi, Ascomycota, Eurotiomycetes, Eurotiales, Aspergillaceae. The record is from RefSeq and is a predicted model, not a curated record. Gene Ontology annotation, biological process: RNA processing. The coding region runs from base 154 to 1863 and encodes 569 amino acids.